This is a messenger RNA of Colletotrichum chrysophilum, 1896 nucleotides long. RefSeq lists its product as uncharacterized. The transcript is spliced from 6 exons. Lineage: Eukaryota; Fungi; Ascomycota; Sordariomycetes; Glomerellales; Glomerellaceae. The record is from RefSeq and is a predicted model, not a curated record. The coding region runs from base 1 to 1896 and encodes 631 amino acids.
AUGAUCGAGGAGGCUUCCCGCGAAUCGACCCCUAUGAUUGCGACCGGGGCCAAUGCCGAUGUUUCUGCCGAUCACCUUCACAACUACCUUACCGAAGACAUCACUUACGAGAAGUUCGACAGUUCUGACAUUCUUGAAGAGUAUGUGCACCAGAACACCGAAUACCGCUUUGAUGAGGGUGCUUCCAAUGUCGGCCCCUUGGGCCUCGGGCAUGGGGACCUAAUACAGAACAACGCAGACACGGUUCUGUACGGUAACUGGGAACAGGACAACAACCUAGAAGAUUUCGACCGCUGUUCCAGUUCAAGCACUCAGAAUGCUAGCUUGAAGAUGGGUAGCUCAACUAGAGCGAAGGAUUGGUCGAUGUUCCAGAGCAAUCUGGUCGACUAUGGCCCGGAUGACCCCAGCCCGCGACUUCCAGGCUGCUCUGCCGGCCACCCCUACAAUAAGACGUGGAAACUGACGGAUUCAAUGAUGAUGGCUUACAAUGCCAUGCGAGGCCCUCCGUUGCUCCCGGGAAACGAUCCACUGCGCAAUUGGAUGGCCAUCAAAGCGACCGAGUCCAUGAACGAGUCCACGAUGGGGUCCACAAUGGCCGAGUCGUUUCAGACAUCUCGAGAGACGGCAAGCCUGGGCACAAGGUCUGUGACGCAGACAUCGCCGUCAAAGGAUACAACUCAGACAUCUGGACUGAGUUCUGGGGAGAAACGAGAGAUGGAGGAUUAUGCCAAGAUGCUGAAGGAGGCCAACAUGGCUACAAAAGAGUAUGCGCCUCCUGAGACGGAUCGCAACCCAGCCUACGAAGUGCCCCGUCCCAGAUAUCUUCACGUCUCGCCCAGGUUCAACAGCUUCAAGUUUGAAGACUACAUGCAUCCCGAGGUUUCUAUGCCUGGGUCGGCUUACAAGCAGCCAUACGAUACUAAUCGUGACUUCGCUGAGGAGUAUGACAUCUCGGAUGACGAGGGUGACCCCGAAUCGGGACGCGUUUCGCCGUGCACAUUCCGUCUCCUAUCUGAAGGCUGCUCUCGACGAGACCCUCAGACAAACCAAGUCUUCAUGGCGGAGGAUGCUCAACGCAUGCGCCCCGAGACGCCUCUUGAGGAUAAUGACAGACAUCUCGUUGUCGACCGACUUACUCUCUCCUUUGAGCUCCAGAGAGACAUCAACGAUGGGGGCGUUACCCUCAAGCACAAGAUGCGCAACUGGUGGUUUGGCCUCUUUGACCGUAUGGACCCGAUUGCUGCGCGCCGCUUCCGCAAAGUCCAGUUCCGCGAGGCCAACGACCCCGUAACGCCCCUCGAGACGAUCUCAGCACGCUCGGUCGUCUCCUCAAGCACCUCCAGCGAUGACGGUAUCGGCAACUACAGGAAGUCCUACACCGACGCUGAGGUCCUCGAAGCGCUGCACUCACCCGCCAGUCGCCGCGUUGCCGGCGUCGCACCCCAGAACGCCCAGCUCAUCAUCUCGCAGCGCUGGCAGACGGUCACCCGAUGGAAGAACCAAGAUGCAGAGAUGACGCGUGAGAACGACAACAUGCGCGGCGCCAUUGAGCGAGCCAAGAUGGAGCUGCGAGAGAUCCGGCUGGCGGUCGACCAUAUCGUGCAGAAGAAGGCCGCGGAGGACAUGGCGAUGCGGCAGCGCAAUCACAGGCGGAUCCUUCGCCAGGUUUCGGCACACCUGCACGAGUUGCGAUACGAGAUCCAGAGCAAGUUCGACGCUCUCAAGCAUGCGCAGACCCAGAACCAGAGCAUGAAGGCUGAGCUGGCGCUGCUUGAGUGGCAGAUCAAGAAUGAGUGCGCGAGGGCUGAAAUGGCGAGCCCCGAUGAGGUCCGCAAGGCGGUCUCGGAGCACUUUCGGGAUAAGAUGAUCGCCCUUGAGCUUGCAGACUGCUUCUGA